AACACUGAAUAACACAUGACGACACUAAACACAGCUGUAGAAACUCAAACUGUAAUAAACGCUCAUAACGCGUCACAUCACUAAUUAUUAUUAUUAUUAUUCAUACAGUUUGAUUCGGAUCAGAGGAUGGACGCGGCUGAUGCGGUGUUUUUCCCGGAUCGACACGCUCCCGCCAGUCACCUGCUGUUGGAUCAGUUGCCCAGUUAUCAGUCUCUUCUGUACCGGAGGAAAUCCAGCAGCAGUGCCAGGAGGCGGGGCAGUGGGCGGAGCCGACAGCCGUCAAUCACCAGUGGGAAAUGGGUGGAGCAGAAACCUGUUCACAGCGGCGAGGAGCUGCGACCCGUCAGAGAACUUCCCAAGAGCAUGCAGGACAAACGGCGCGAAAAAGAUCAGCGUCUCCAGCAGGGUGGUGCUGUCACUGGCUGGGGUUUGUGGAGGUUGAAUGUUGGUCGCUCUCUGAAGCGUCUGAAGGAUGAUGGGAUGGAGGUGAUGUCAUCACUACAGCUCUGGAGGGCAGAUAUUCACCUCAUCGAGGGCAUGUUUGGGACGGGAAUCCUGUCGUAUUUUUCCUUCUUGCGCUUUUUGGUGCUGCUGAACUUCAUCAUGUUUCUGCUGAUGUUUGUGUUUGUGAUGCUGCCGGUGAUCAUCACAUCCCAUCACAACUCACUGAACAUCAGCUACAGCAGCACACACGUGCUGGAUUGCAGUCGUUAUGAGCCGAGCUCUCGUCGAGGUCUCGUCCUGUUUCAUCAACACAUCACUGAUCUGCUGUCUGGAACGGGUUUUCUGGAGCAGACGUAUCUCUUCUAUGGAUACUAUCAGCUAGAGUUCAUUCAUUCUCACUUCACGUAUAACCUGCCACUGGCGUAUCUGCUGGCCACCAUUUCUUACCUGCUGCUGAGUCUCGUGUGGAUCGUCAAGAGGUCUGCAGCUGGUUUCAAACGCAAGAUCGUUCAAGAUGAAGAUCGCUUUCAGAGUUUCUGCAAUAAGAUUUUCGCCGGCUGGGAUUUCUGCAUCACAAACGAGAACGCGGCGCGACUCAAGCGGAGCAGUUUACUCUACGAAAUCAAGACGGAUCUGGAGGAGGAGCGCAUCAAGCGCAAGAUGGCCAACCGCACGCGCAGAGAGAAAUGUCGCAUCUAUACGCUGCGAGCUGUGGUCAAUCUCUUCGUCAUGGCGGUUCUGGUGGCGUGUUUCUACUGUAUAUACAUCGCAACAGUGUUCUCACAGCGCAAACAGACCGAGAAUCAGAGUAACUUCCUGUUGGAGUUGGUUGUGCAAUAUUUACCAUCGAUCGUCAUCACUCUGGCAAACUUCAUCACGCCGCUCAUCUUCAAUCUCAUCAUCACGUUUGAGGAUUACUCACCUGCGUUUGAGAUCCGCUUCACAUUAAUGAGGUGUGUGUUCAUGCGGUUGGCCAGUAUCGGUGUGCUGCUCUUCUCUCUCUGGACUCAAAUCACAUGUGGAUCUUCAGAGUGUCCCUGCGGUUACAACCAUCAGCUCUAUCCUUGUUGGGAGACACACGUCGGACAGGAAAUGUACAAGCUGGUGAUCUUUGACUUCCUGAUCAUCGCAGCUGCCACCAUCUUUGUGGAAUUUCCUCGCAAAAUCAUCGUGAAUUACUGCGACUGCGGUUUGGCGAAGUGGUGGGGCCAGCAGGAAUUCGCCAUUCCACAGAACGUUCUGGAGAUUGUUUACGGUCAAACCAUCUGUUGGAUCGGAACGUUUUACUGCCCGUUACUUCCUGCCAUAAACACCGUCAAAUACUUCCUCAUCUUCUACCUGAAGAAGGUGUCUCUGAUGAAGAACUGUCGUCCUGCCACUCGUCCGUUUCGUGCUUCAAGUUCAAAUUUCUUCUUCCUGGUGGUGUUGUUGAUCGGUUUGGCUCUCGCGUGUGUUCCUGUUACCGUCAGUAUCGCAGAGAUCCAGACAUCGCGAGCGUGUGGUCCGUUCGUGAACUACACCACGUCGUGGGAGGUCGUUCCUCGUGUGAUUUCUCAGCUGCCUCACGGCCUGCACUCAUUCCUGCAAGCGAUCGCUUCAGAGGCGUUUGCGGUGUCUUUCUUUGUCAUUACCUGUCUGGGGAUGUUCUAUGUGAUAGCGUUAGCUGGAGCUCAUAAGCGAGUGAUCGAGCAGCUCAGAGAUCAGCUGGUCAUGGAGGGUCGUGACAAGCGUUUCCUCAUUCAGAAGUUGUGUCAGGCGCAGCAGGUGUUAUUUGCUCGAUCUCCAGAGCGCAAGUCUCUGCGGGGCCGUCAUGGUUCUGGAUUGUUUUUCGUUGAUUCGUCGGCGGUGUUGGAAACACAAGCAUGACACAUUUGAAAACAUCGUCUGCUGCCGUUCGAACAAACUGCGUGACGAUACCACACCGUUAAGCGUUCUGUACGGUUUCAGUGUCUAUACAGCCACACACUUACACAAGCACUAAACACUGUCAUCACACACUACACCUGCUUAUUUACUCAGAGCUGUAUCUUGUUCAGUUUUGUGUGUAUUGUUGUUCACAUUUUGUUUUUGUCUGUCUGAAAAUGUAUUUGAGCAGUGGCAUCUGUGCAUUUCUUGUGAUACUUUUAUAAAAACUUCUAUGAACUGUUAAUAUAAGUUAUAAAAAAUGUGUUUUGAACUAGAAAGUAUAACACUAUUUUGAGUUUGUUCAAUAUCGUUUUUAAACCAGUUGUUAUUUUGAGUUUUGGAGUGGAACUUUUUGGAUUUGUUCUGAAUAAAUAUGAAAAGGGGAAUAAAGUGUCAAAUAAAUCCAUGGACUGAAACAUACAA
This is a messenger RNA of Myxocyprinus asiaticus (Chinese sucker), 2772 nucleotides long. Its product is annotated as transmembrane channel-like protein 7. The record is from RefSeq and is a predicted model, not a curated record. The transcript is spliced from 16 exons. Gene Ontology annotation, molecular function: mechanosensitive monoatomic ion channel activity. Gene Ontology annotation, cellular component: plasma membrane. Lineage: Eukaryota; Metazoa; Chordata; Actinopteri; Cypriniformes; Catostomidae. Bases 127 to 2310 code for a protein of 727 amino acids.